AUGGCCUUCCAAGAGAUACAAGAGCGGCGACUACGAGAAGAACAGCGGCGACGUGAGCGAGCCGAACAGUCCCAGAUCGCAGCUGAGGAACAACUGAAGCUCCAAACCCAAGAAACGACACUCCCCGAAUUCUCGACGCAUGCCACGUGGAUUUAUUCCUCGGUCUGGAAAUCCAGAAAGACAGAGGCUCAUCGACAAAGGGAGACCCCGCAAAUGCCGACCGCAAAUUCUGCCCGACAAAGAAUGGUUAACUCAGAGUUGGAGGGUACCGGUAUUUCCAACGGCAGCCUGUUGAGUCUGGCGUUUCAGAGUUUGCUACAGGUGAUUCGUCUAUCAUAG
Molecule: messenger RNA, 339 nt
Organism: Aspergillus steynii IBT 23096
Lineage: Eukaryota; Fungi; Ascomycota; Eurotiomycetes; Eurotiales; Aspergillaceae
Exons: 1
Coding region: 1-339 (112 amino acids)
Source: RefSeq, a predicted model, not a curated record